Messenger RNA from Neopsephotus bourkii (Bourke's parrot), 3288 nucleotides. RefSeq names its product ring finger protein 10 (gene RNF10). Gene Ontology annotation, biological process: positive regulation of transcription by RNA polymerase II; positive regulation of myelination. The coding region runs from base 2 to 2482 and encodes 826 amino acids. Gene Ontology annotation, molecular function: transcription cis-regulatory region binding. NCBI's taxonomy places the organism in Eukaryota, Metazoa, Chordata, Aves, Psittaciformes, Psittacidae. The transcript is spliced from 18 exons. The record is from RefSeq and is a predicted model, not a curated record.
GAUGCUGCAGAGCCCGCCCGGCGCGACCCCCGCCGCAGCCUCUGCCAUGGACAAGAGCAGCCCCUGCGGCUCCGGUGCGUCCGGCUCCUCGGCCGGCAGCAAAGGGCAGCAGCCGCGGUCCGCCUCGGCCGGGCCCGCCGCGGGAGAGUCUAAGCCCAAAGGCGAUGGAAAGAAUUCCAAUGGAUCCAAACAGCGUUAUAAUCGUAAAAGAGAAACUUCCUAUUCAAAAAAUGAGAACUUUUCCAGUCAGUCCCGUCGCUCCAAUUCACAGAAAAGCAAAGCUUUUAAUAAGAUGCCUCCUCAAAGGGGAGGUAACGGUGGAAGUGGCAAACUUUUUAGCUCUUCUAAUGGUGGAAGACGAGAUGAGGUAGCAGAGGCUCAGCGGGCAGAGUUCAGCCCUGCCCAAUACUCUGGUCCCAAGAAGAUUAAUCUGAACCACUUACUGAACUUCACUUUUGAACCCCGUGGCCAAGCAGGCCAUUUUGAUGGGAAUGGACAUGGCAACUGGGGGAAAAGGAACAAGUGGGGACAUAAACCUUUCAACAAGGAGCUCUUCCUACAGGCCAAAUCCUGGAAGGAGCUGGCUGUUUCUUACAGUUUCUGGAAAACCACUGUGCCUGGCUCAUUCUGUAGUUACUGCCAGUUUGUUGUCUCUGAAGAACAGGACUACACAGUCCACUUUGCUGAUCCAGAUACCUUGGUCAACUGGGACUUUGUGGAGCAAGUGCGAAUCUGUAGCCAUGAAGUGCCCUCUUGUCCCAUAUGUCUGUACCCACCAACUGCAGCAAAGAUUACCCGCUGUGGGCAUAUCUUUUGUUGGGCCUGUAUCCUUCACUAUCUCUCCUUGAGUGAAAAGACCUGGAGUAAAUGUCCUAUUUGUUACAGCUCUGUUCACAAGAAGGAUCUCAAGAGCGUUGUUGCUAUGGAAACACGUCAAUAUGCAAUUGGUGAUACCAUUACCAUGCAACUUAUGAGAAGAGAGAAAGGUGUUCUGAUAGCACUGCCCAAAUCUCAGUGGAUGGAUGUGGUGCAGCCAGUUUACUUUGGAGAUGACCAUCACAGUCAGUAUUCAAAGCUGCUUCUGGCAUCCAGGGAGCAGGUCUUGCAGCUGGUGAUUCUGGAGGAGAAAGCAGCAUUACUAAAGCAGUAUGAGGAAGAAAAACACACCCCAGAGGCUUGCUUUAUUGAGGCAGCUAUCCAGGAACUGAAGGAGCGAGAAACGGCACUCUCUGCUGACCAGCGUAAAAACAAUGGCAUUGCUGGAAUCAGUGCAGCUGUGGAAGAAUUGGUACUAGAAAGUUCCAAGGCUGUGGAGCCUGCAGUUUCCCAAGAGAAAAAGUGUGGUGUGGAAUAUCUCUCUGCUUUUGAUGAGGAGCUUGUGGAGCCUUGCUCUGAUCUGGCAAGUUCCCUUUCACCACCCAUGGAAGCAGAAGAGGCAGUGCUGGAUGAAGAGGAAGUACCUGAGGUGGAUAUAGGAGGGGAUCCUGAUACAAACACUGUGGAAGAAUCAAAUCCCGUUGAAACAUGCUGCCAAGAAUCUAAAGAUACAGUUACCAGUGGACACCUAAGCAACUCUCCUUUUUACUAUUUCUAUCAAGCGGAGGACGGGCAGUGUAUGUAUCUUCACCCAGUGAAUGUUCGAUGUCUCGUUCGUGAAUAUGGCAGCUUGGAGAAGAGUCCAGAGAAGAUAACUGCAGCUGUAGUGGAGAUAACUGGCUACUCAAUGACAGAGGAUAUAAGACAGCGUCAUCGCUAUCUCUGUCACUUGCCCCUCACCUGUGAGUUCAGCAUUUGUGAACUGGCUCUGAAGCCACCCAUCAUCUCUAAGGAGACUUUGGAGUUGUUUUCAGAUGACCUUGAAAAGAGGAAACGUCUGCGGCAGAAGAAAGCUCGUGAUGAACGGCGACGUGAACGCAGAAUUGAAAUAGAAGAAAACAAGAAACAGGGCAAAUAUCCAGAGGUCCAUAUUGCUUUAGAGAAUCUGCAGCAGUUCCCUGCUUUUACCUCUUGUCCCAGAGAAACUACCAGCAUUGAUCAUCGGAGCUUCUGUCUGUCUCCUCUUGGCAGAAGCCCGGUGUAUCAGACAGAGUCUAUUCCAACUCCACUGUCACCUGCUGCCAGCCAGGUCAGCCCUUUGCUCUGUGGGAGUUUGGAAGAGGAGUCUCCCUUCCCUUCCUUUGCCCAGAUGUUGAGAGUUGGAAAGGCGAAACCAGAAACGUGGCCCAAACCUGCUCCGAAGACAAGAGAUGAGAACACUCUGGCCCUCCCUGUGCCAGUGGAUAGUGAUGGAGAAAGCGACAGCUCUGACCGCAUACCUGUGCCCAGCUUCCAGAAUUCCUUCAGCCAAGCGAUUGAGGCAGCCCUCCUGAAACUGGACAAACCGUCCACAGCUGCUCAUUUGUCAGAGGAAAAGGGAGGCAAGAAAAGAAAGAAACAGAAGCAGAAGCUAUUGUUCAGCACCUCUGUUGUUCACACAAAGUAAUUCUGCUGUUCACAAGAAGUUUUCUCUCCUGGUUUUCUUUUCAUUUUGCUUUGUUUUGCUGCUAUAGUUUAAGUAUUUAAAUUUGAACAGACUAAAGUUGUGUUUCCAGGGCUUCUAGGGGGUUCAGGAGGAAACCAUGAACAGGAUAUGUUGAAGUAAGACCUUCUGAUUCCAACUGCUUAAUCAGGUCAUACUGAAACAAAGUUUUGAAAGAAACAACUCAGAGACAAAUCAGCCAAGGUCUCUAGUGUGUGCCAGGUUGGUUCUUUUGGCCUAACAGGCAGUGUGAAAGUCUUACACCUGUGUGGCACUGCCAGAAUACUGCAAUAUUACCUAAGUGAAGAUGCAGAGAGCCUUUAUUUCCCUAGAAGUACUCAUGGGCAGAAGUCCACCUGACUGUGACAGCAGCGCUGUCUCAGUAAAGCUGUCAAACUGCUCUCUUGAGAAACUGCUUUCUGCUGCACUGGAAAUGGGCAAAAGAGCUUACUGGCUUUAGAGUGUUAGCUGCUAUUAUCUGUUCUUUUCCUAAAGAGCAAGUAUUCCUCCUGUUCUCCUGGCUUGGAAAGAUUUAAAGCUGAGGUGAGCAUAGAGCAGAACUUGGCUGCUUGGUUUUGAAGUGACUCUUGAUGGAUUUGUGUAUUUGAAACGUGUCCUGGUGCUGGUGGCGGAAGGCACCUCCUGGCUUCUGUCAGUUGUUCAACUCUGGUUUAAUGUGGGUGAGUGAGGCUGCUAAUUUUUUCUCUUCUGCCAACUAUGGGCUGCACAUUCUUUGUAACCUGAUCAUCUAGAAUAAACACUCCACCCUA